Messenger RNA from Sphaerodactylus townsendi, 1089 nucleotides. RefSeq names its product zinc finger CCCH domain-containing protein 18-like. The record is from RefSeq and is a predicted model, not a curated record. NCBI's taxonomy places the organism in Eukaryota, Metazoa, Chordata, Lepidosauria, Squamata, Sphaerodactylidae. The transcript is spliced from 2 exons. Bases 16 to 348 code for a protein of 110 amino acids.
AGUGCUACUCGGAUCAUGCAACUCUUUUGUUUUUCCUUCCACUCUGUCCCAGGUCCUCGCGACAGGAAGCUCGGGGCAAGGAUCUCUUCGCCCAAGCAGGACCGCCAGCGGGGCUCAAAUCCCAAACCCUCCCCUGCUCAGACCGACAAGAAGCGUCCACCUUCUCCCCAGUCCAAGAGCAAAGUCACGAGCAUCCCGGGCAAGGGAGCCGAUCCUGCCCCCCCAGCUGCUACUGCAAAAUCGGGCAAGUCCAGCACAUUAUCGCGGCGGGAGGAACUCCUGAAGCAGCUCAAGGCCGUGGAGGACGCCAUCGCCCGCAAACGGGCCAAGAUCCCCGGGAAAGCAUAGACUUCAUCGGCCCGCCCCAGAUUAGAGACUGCUCUCUGUGUUUUUAUAAAUAGCGUACAAGCAGCCACUUCGGAUUCUGCAGUUCUGUUUUUUUUUUUCUUUUGGCUGUGAUCCUUUUUAAAAAAAUAAAAUGUGGGGGGGGAGAAGAGAAGUUUGUCAGCUGCAAAAAAAAACAAAACACCACCACCACCUUCUGGAUUUGAGGCUGCUCCCUCAGUCUUCCUUCCCAACCCACACGUUGCUGGCACCGCGGCACAGGCGAGCCGGCCAACCCUCUGGGUGUGUUUCCAUGGUCAUCGGGCACAACAGACUGAACAGCACCUCUGCCAGCCGCCCCCGCCCUGCCCUGCUCUCCUGUCUGCUAGCUAUGAGCCGUAUUCCGUAGUUAGCUCUGCUGUCUGUGGGGUGUCUUCAGCAUUGCAGUUCUGCCUCCUGUGCAAGGAGAGAAUCUGAAACCACCAUCGCCUUCCGGAAGCGUCUUUACCCGCCCCCCUCCCCUCCACAGGUUGUCUCUCUUGCCUCCCUUUCUACCUGAUCCCCUCCAGGAACUAAAUCAAUUUGCAUAGAAAUCCUCUGAAAUGGAAGUUUGGUCGGAAGAUCCCCAGUGUCUUUUAUUUUAAACAAAAGAUUGUUUUAGUUGGAUUAAAAGAAAAGGCAAAAGUCUUGUCAAGAUGUGUGUUUCAGAAGGAGGGCCAUUUUUUUUUGAGGGAUUACACUGAAAAUAAAGUAUUUUGAUAAACA